This is a messenger RNA of Balearica regulorum gibbericeps (East African grey crowned-crane), 3644 nucleotides long. The record is from RefSeq and is a predicted model, not a curated record. NCBI's taxonomy places the organism in Eukaryota, Metazoa, Chordata, Aves, Gruiformes, Gruidae.
AGCCCAGUGCAGUUAUUGAUCUCAAGGCAGAAUAUGUUGGCAAGAAUUCUGUCAACUUAACAUGGGUGGUGAACGACACUGCUUCCAACUCCUACACGUACAGGAUAGAGGUUGUAAAUGGUACCUCUGUCUGGAACCUGACGUCCAAUGUCACCGAAGCCAAAAUUACUGAGUUGCUUCCUGGGACAUUGUAUAAUUUCACAAUAUUUGCAGUAGUGGCUGAUGGUCUGACGGAAGGAGAAGGAUUAUCCAUAAUAUGGUAUACAAAGCCCAGUGCAGUUUUUGAUCUCAAGGCAGAAUAUAUUGGUGUGACUUCUGUCAAGUUAACAUGGGCAGUGAAUGACACUGCUUCCAACUCCUACACAUACAGGAUAGAGGUUGUAAAUGGUACCUCUGUCGGGAACCUGACGUCCAAUGUCACUGAAGUAGAAAUUACCAAGUUAAUCCCUGGGACGAUGUAUAAUUUCACAGUGUUUGCAGUAGCUGAUGGUCAGAUGGAAGGAGAAGGGGUGUCCAUAUGCCUGUAUACAGGCUUGAGAGCUAAGCAGGCCCCCUACAAUGCUUCUGGGAGCAGGUUAUCACAGCUUAUACCAAAGGACAUGUUUGUUGUCUUGCCUUUCACAGAGCCCAGCUCAGUUUUUGAUCUCAAGGCAGAAUAUGUUGGUAUGACUUCUGUCAACCUAACAUGGGUGGUGAACAACGCUGCUUCCAACUCCUACACGUACAGGAUAGAGGUCAUAAAUGUUCGGAACCUGACGUCCAGUGUCGCCGAAGUUGAAAUUACUGAGUUGCUUCCUGGGAUAUUGUAUAAUUUCACAGUAUUUGCAGUAGCGGCUGAUGGUCAGACAGAAGGCGAAGGGGUGUCCAUAAGCCUGUAUACAAAGCCCAGCCCAGUUUUUGAUCUCAAGGCAGAAUCUGUCGACAUGACUUCUGUUAACUUAACAUGGGUGGUGAACGACACUGCUUCCAGCUUCUACACGUACAGGAUAGAGGUUGUAAAUGGUACCUCUGUUAGGAACCUGAUGUCCAGUGUCACCGAAGCCGAAAUUACCGAGUUAAUCCCUGGGACAUUGUAUAAUUUCACAGUAUUUGCGAUAACAAACAAUGGUGAGACAGAAGGCGAAGGGGUGUCCAUAAGCCUGUAUACAAAGCCCAGUGCAGUUAUUGAUUUCAAGGCAGAAUAUGUUGGCAAGAAUUCUGUCAACUUAACAUGGGUGGUGAACGACACUGCUUCCAACUCCUACACGUACAGGAUAGAGGUUGUAAAUGGUACCUCUGUCUGGAACCUGACGUCCAAUGUCACCGAAGCCAAAAUUACUGAGUUGCUUCCUGGGACAUUGUAUAAUUUCACAGUGUUUGCAGUAGCAGCUGAUGGUCAGACAGAAGGCGAAGGGGUGUCCAUAAGCCUGUAUACAAACCCCAGCUCUGUUUUCCAUGUCCAGGCGGAGUAUGCUGGUCUCUGAUUUUUCCCAUAGAACACAGGUGAUACUUCUUCUAGCUACACCUACAAGAUAAAGAUCCAAAGUCAUGGUUCCUCUGCUAGACACCACACGUCCAGUGUCACCAGAGCUGUUACUCCUGCCUCAGUGAAUUCAUUUCAGUGUGAACCAGUGGCCAAGGAGUCUUAUCUAAUGCUGAAGUGGGAAUGUCCUUCUGGUAACAAUUCUGGCUUCAGAAUUAAAAUACAUAAUGAUACAUGGGCAAUAGAAGAACAGGCUCCAUCCUGCGUGAAAGAAGGCUCAGAGGAAACUUUCAGAUCAGCUUCUUUAGGUUAUUUCAGCACCUAUAAUGUUACUAUUGUAACUCUUUCAAAUAGUUCUGAAAGCUCUUCAGUGCAGAAAAUGUGUACUACCAGCAUUACUGACCCACCUGCUCCAAGCAAAGCUCCUUUAGUCAAGGCAGUCAGUCACAGCUCAUUGUCUGUUGAAUUCCCUGAUUUUGAGUCAGUGAAUGGACCAUUAAAAGCCUAUGCAGUAAUGAUCACAACAGAAGAACAAGGUUGUGAGGCUUUGAAGUUUAAAUUGAACAACACGUACAAAGAUUUUGAGAAGAAGAUGACAGACACCUAUGUAACAUACAUCAUAGAUACAGAGCAGGCAAAAUCACCUUCUCUCCAUUCUCAGAAUCAUACAAACAUCGUUAAUGUAGGCAAGGGAAACACAAUGCAUGGCUACGAAAAUGGACCAUUGAUUCCACGUCAUUCGUACAGGGCCAGUGUUGCAGGUUUCACUAAUAUAACCUUUACUAUGGCCAACAUCAUUGCAGGGGAAGAGAGUUAUGUAUCAUUUUCACCCUGUUCUGAGGCGGUUUUGCUACCCCAGGAUCCAGGUGUUAUUGCUGGAGCUGUCAUUGGAUGCCUUUUAGCUCUAUUGGCUAUAGCUGCUAUCGGGAGUUUCAUAUUCUGGAGAAGGAGAAGGAAAGACAAAAGAAAUACUGAAGUGUCCUUUUCGCCAAUUAAAGUCAAGAAAUCAAAAAUGAUUAAAGUGGAGAACUUUGAGUCCUACUUUAAGAAGCAGCAAGCUGACUCCAACUGUGGUUUUGCUGAAGAGUAUGAGGAACUCAAGUCUGCUGGUGUUCAUCAGCCCAAAUUUGCUGCUGAACUUGCUGAGAACAGGGGAAAAAAUAGAUACAACAACGUCUUACCUUAUGAUAUUUCUCGUGUUAAACUUUCAGAUCAAAGCUCUCCAACUGAUGAUUAUAUUAAUGCAAACUAUAUGCCUGGCUAUAAUUCAAAGAAGGCAUUUAUUGCUGCACAGGGUCCUUUACCCAAUACUAUAGAAGACUUCUGGCGCAUGAUUUGGGAAAAGAAUAUCUACUCCAUUGUUAUGUUGACAAAAUGUGUUGAACAAGCCCGGACAAAAUGUGAGCAGUACUGGCCGGACAACGAAUCCAAGAAAUAUGGUGACAUCAUUGUGACAAAGGUCUCAGGGAUUGACCUUCCAGAGUGGACAAUAAGGGACUUCACUGUAGAAAAGUCCAACACAACGGAGAGCCACACAGUGCGCCAGUUCCAUUUCACUUCCUGGCCAGAUCACGGAGUGCCAGAGACAACAGACCUUCUCAUCAACUUUAGACACCUUGUUCAUGAGUACAGCAGUCAAAAUCCAAUCGACUCUCCUACUCUGGUGCACUGCAGUGCUGGCGUUGGGAGGACAGGGACGUUCAUUGCCAUUGACCGCCUGAUUCAGCAGAUCGAAAUGGAGAAUACUGUGGAUGUGUACGGAGUGGUAUAUGAUCUUCGCAUGCAUCGACCUUUAAUGGUGCAAACUGAGGACCAAUACAUCUUCCUAAACCAGUGUGUUAUGGAUAUUAUUAGAUCCCAGAAAGACAAGAAAACGGAUCUUAUUUACCAAAACAUGACAGCAAUGGCAAUCUAUGAAAAUUUCACGCCUGGGCCAGGCUUCGGGAAGGCCAAUGGCUACCACGCAUAGUCUGGAAGGAACACAGUGUCUCCACGAGGUGUUACCUGUGCACAGGAAAGGGAGAUGUUCUACUCACGCUUUCCGAGCUUGUGUGCAGUGUCUCACGUCUGACUUCUCCAGUUCUGUCCGCAUUCGAAGAUGUGAUCUACAGGAGGAAAAACACAAUGCUGGCAGGAGACGCAGGUUGAUAAUAAAAAAACCCCAACAACCCCAAACAAAACU